AUGCUUCGCAUCUGGAGACCAUCAGGGCAGGAGGUGGCUGCUUUCCCGCUACAUUUAGCACGGCGGAAGACAGUGAAAGAGCUGAAGAUAGAUUUGCAGGCGCUCGCUGCAAUCCCUUGGUAUCGGAUGAGACUGGUGCAUGGCUGCAACAUUCUGGAUAAUGAGUUCAUGGAUGUUUGCAUGGCCAUAGGCAUGUUUUCAUACUUCACGCGACCUGGCUACUCCACCAACUGCUACAGAGCAGAGGACCUGCUUGUCGACUUGCAGCUUCUUGUGAUUCCUUUUCGUGAACCAUCCCCUGUCCACGCGCACAUGUUUGUCGAGGCUGCAGGAUGGGGCCUUGAGUUCAGCGUGCGACGCAUGUUGGAAGAAUGCCAUGACCCAAACUUGGCCGCAGACUUGGGAGGUGAGCGCUUGACUGCUCUGCAGAAUGCAUCAAGGUGUGGCCUGGCGAGCACUGUGCGUCUCUUGCUGGAAGUUGGGGCACGGGAUUUGCCCUCUCAGCCAGCUCUUGUGGACGCAUCGCGCAAGGGGCAUGACGAUGUGGUGGACUUGCUAUUGGCUGCUGCUGGCAACAAAGAUCUAGCUUUGAAAGCUGCGGCUGAAGCCGGUCGUGUGCAAACCAUGCAAAGGAUCCUUGGGGCACCCGGCGGCCUAACGCCUGCAG
This is a messenger RNA of Symbiodinium pilosum, 667 nucleotides long. Lineage: Eukaryota; Dinophyceae; Suessiales; Symbiodiniaceae. The record is from the annotation of a GenBank genome assembly.